Messenger RNA from Prunus mume (Japanese apricot), 1423 nucleotides. RefSeq lists its product as uncharacterized. NCBI's taxonomy places the organism in Eukaryota, Viridiplantae, Streptophyta, Magnoliopsida, Rosales, Rosaceae. The record is from RefSeq and is a predicted model, not a curated record.
AUAGCCGCCACUGCCUUCGACAAAUCUCAUCAUCUCCUUCUCUUGAUUUGGCCAAAACCAAAGCUCAUCUCUUCUCUUUUAUUCUCUUGAGGCCAAAACCAGCUCCAAACUCGAACUCAGGUCUUAGUUAAGCCAGCUACCAGCUACCAGCACCAGCACCAUUUUACGAACUCGAUGGAUGGCUAUGGCUUUUGCUGCCCAGAUUGGGCAGGGCGCGUGUUUUGCUUCCAAGGGCGCGUAAGAUCCGCACUGAAAAGUGGAGGUUUUCUGAGGACGCCCAGUUGACGCGAGCCGUCAACAAAUACGGCAUCUUUAGUUGGGAUUCUGUAUCUGCCGCCGUUGGCAGUCGAUCUGCAAGGGAGUGCAAGGAAAGGUGGUAUCAUUGCCUUGAUCCUCGCGUAAGAAAGUGCGACUGGACUACAGAAGAGGAUAAAGAAUUGGAAUAUCUUCAUGGCAUGUUCCCAAACAGCUGGACUACCAUAUCUGAUAAGUUCAAGGGGUCGAGAACUCCGUCUCAGUGCCAGAUUAGGCACCAAAGGCUGUUUCCUCUUGGGAUGCCUGUGCCCAUCUUCAACCCAGAUGGUGCCAUAGUUGGACAGUCUCCUGAUCUUUCUCCUGAUGUGGUUGCCCCUGCCAAUACCCAUACUCCUGACCUGGACUUAAAGAAGAAGAAGCCGAUCUUGGUUGUGGAGUCCAAGUCCAAGUCUGAGUCUGCCCAUACUCCUGACCUGGACUUAAAGAAGAAGAAGCCGAUCUUGGUUGUGGAGUCCAAGUCCAAGUCUGAGUCUGCCCUCUACUGUCUGAGGACCCUCUGCCGCAAUGUGAAAGUGGCGGAUCAUCUGUCCAAAGCUUCAUCAUCCACCAAAGUGGACCCCAAACUUGGAAAGAAGAGGAGGAUUGAUGAUGUCAAACAGCCGCUCCUGCAUUCACCAGAACCAGAACCGGAGCCGCUGCCCGGGCUUAAAGAAAUCGGCAUCUUCGGCUCAACGAGGAUGAAACCGUCGGAAAUGCAGCUUGUGGAGACUCUUACCCGCGGUUUACUGUCGGAGGGAUUCCACAUUGUCACGGUGUCGAUAGAGAUGGGGACGUGCAAGGCUGUGAUGAGAGGAUUGGCAGAGGCUCACUGCACGGUUCUUCCCAACGAGAGAGAUGCUGUUGCGCGGGUGCAACGGAUAGUUGCAUUUGCAUACCGCAACAGCACUAUUGUGCUGGCAGCAUGUGCACAUGCCAAGGCGGAGGGAAAGGAAGCCCUUGUUUUCUACCUGGACUGAUUUUUGUUUCAAUAUCACCGGAAUCUAGCUGUUUACUUUUUGCAUUAUGGUGGUUCAUCUCGAACUGCACAAUUCUACCUUAGACUGAUUUUUGUUUGUAUAUCACCCGAAUCUCGAACUGCACAAUUGAAUAGAAAUCUAUUUUCUUUUUA